Molecule: messenger RNA, 2760 nt
Organism: Cladocopium goreaui
Lineage: Eukaryota; Dinophyceae; Suessiales; Symbiodiniaceae
Source: the annotation of a GenBank genome assembly
AUGGCGGACAUCAUUCAGCGGGUGAUCGAUGCUUCCGCCCGUGGCGACUUGUACGCAGCUCUGGGAGUGGCGCCACUACCACAACAAGGAGAUUCAGCCGUAGACGCUCUGAGACGCUGCACUGUUCUCAAGGAUUUGCCCGUUGCUUCUAUCAAGUCUGCUUAUGUUUCCGUGUCAUUGGCUUGCCAUCCUGACAAGUGCAAACAUGAAAAAGCAACUGAUGCACAAAUAGCAGUGAACAAAGCAUGGGAAGUCCUCCGUGUCAGUGCUUCCCGAACUGCAUAUGACAGUAGCUUCAGGGCAAUGAUUCAGAGAGAGAAUGAAGCAAAGCAGCGGGAGGAAAUGAGAAAACAAAGGCAAACACAACCGGCUAUCACGCCCAAAAUGUUUCAGCAACAAAAGUGUGAAGAUCAUACAAAGGCUGGCAAGAAAGUAAAUGCAGAGAGCAGUCAGAAAGGUGAACAAAAUGCUGAGACUGAGACUAAGAAUCCAACCAAACCAGGCAGCAAGAAAGAGACUGAUUCCAAAGAAAAGGGUGGACCACAAACAACCUGGGAUGUAGGUACUUCUACUCUCAAAGAGCUCAAAACAGCAAUUUCAGUGAAGGUUUCAGACAGCGUGACAAGGAAAUUUACUUUCAAGGAAUGGCAAGACAGAAACGUGGCCAAACAAGUUGCGGAAAAAUUUGCAAAGUCCACCUUGUCCAUCAUCAACCAAUUUGAUUGCGUGAAGCUCAAGAAGGACAAGGCAGUCUUCGCCCAACAGCAAGGAGUUGAGUCCACUGGCAAGGAGACUGUUGCAGUUCUCCGCGGCUUGCUGGAGGAGGUCAUCGGUUCUGGGAAAUGCAAAUCAGUUGAAGCAGACCUGCGCUCGUGCUUUCAAACUGCAAUUGGGGCAACUACUGUUGGCAAAGCAGCGCAGGUGGUAGAAGGGGUAACCUUCAAUAGCUUCAAAAAUGUGUUCCAGGCAUCGAUCAAAAUUGAUGAUCAAGCUUACAUCAAGGAGUUCAAAUUGAAAAGUGAUGCAGAACAUUGGGUGGACAUAGUCAAAGCUUUGAAACACAAGGAUCUGUUGAAGGGCCACUUUGCUACCCUCAAGCAAGCUGCUGCAACCAGGGAGGCUACUCAAAAGGCUUUCGAUUCAAUCGUACAUGCCAAGAAUGUGUUCGUCCCAGAAUCUCAGAAAACUUUUCAAUAUGAUCCUGCCGAGGGGAAAGAUGUUUGGUCCAACAUGUUCAGCAAGUUCGAGGAUGUCCCUGACAAUAUUCCCAAGAGCAAAGUUUGGCUUGCCCAAGUAUCUUUACAGGAACUGACUGUGCAGGGCUUUAGCUCUCCUGUGUAUGCUGACAUUCUGGGCUGGAGACAUAAGAUGCUUGGCUACCGUGGCAUUCAGCUUCUCACUCAUGGGGAGCAUGAGACAGCUACGGAAGAGGUUCGGGAAUGCGCAACUGGCCGCAAGCUGACACAUGUGGGGUUCAUCAGGUGCAUUUCUUCUUCUACAGAUCAGCCCACCCUUGCACCGAAAGAUCUAGAGAAGCUGAAGGACUGUGCCUCAAAGAACUCUGGGGUUGGAAUUGCCAUCAUUGUUACUUACCCCACCAAAGUUGGAUGUGUGAAGGCCUGGGAAUGGAGAGGUGGAAGUGCAGCUUCUUCCUCUUCUGCAGUUGAAGUUGGGUUGCAAGAAGUGUCUGUGGCUACCAUCAUUCGCAGGGUGGAAGGGGAAAAAUUCACAAUUGAACCUUUGGCACCUGCACCUCCCGCAAAGACUCGUUUCUUCGAGGACAUUCAAUCUACAUUUGACAAGCAUGUUGCUGAAACGUCUAGUGUUCCCACAGAAGACAAGUGUUCUUUUCAAAGGCUUCCAAUUCUGGGAGAUGGGUACUGCUUUUGGCAUGCAUAUCUACGAUGCACCCUGGUGGAUGACUACAAUGUGUACAGAAACAAAACCUCUGGUGGGGCCCACUCUAGGGAACGAUUGGUGGCUGAGAUUUCCAAUGCCAAGGGUCUUUUCCAAGAGUUUAUGAACAAGCACAAGUUAGAGUUUGAACUUGGUGGUCCUGAAGUACCCCUAUCACAGGCAGACCAGAUCUUGCGACAUCUGAACACGCGCUUCCGCAUCACCGUUUCCCAAAAGGUGCUGGAUGAGAACCCCACAAUGACUGGAGAUGCUUAUUAUGGCAACCCAGAAGCUCCUCUCAGAGGGCACAUGUUCUUCCGAUGGUUGACAGAUCCUGGUACAGGAAAGGUGAAUGCAGGUCACUACGAUUUGUUGACCCCCAGCGAUGGUGGUACCAUCAAAUUGCCUCAAGAUGCACCAGUACAUUUUUCACCUUCUAGUGAUGAAGCAACUUGGGAUUGGGGCAAUGGGGAAAGCAGUCAGGGCAAUCAAGAAGGUGACCCUCACAAACCGUUUGAACCCGAAGUUGUGGAUCCUAGCGGGAAAGGCGCAAAGGACACAGGCAUGGAGGAUGACAUGAUGGUUGGCAAAGAUGUGCAGGUGGAAUCUGAACCAAAGUGUGCACAGGGUAAUGAGGACACGGCAGACACCAAAAAUCUGUUUGGCGGUGACAGUGACACGUAUUGGGAGGGGAAGGAGCAGGAGGUAGACACUCCGCCAAAGUUUGAACCUUCUCCCCAAUCGUCUGAAAGUCUACAAGAUCCUGUGAGUGCAACUACGCCGGGGUUCUCUGAGAGGAGCGAUCCUAGUUUGCUGGAACCACAAGGAUCUCCUGCUGUUUCGGAGGACUGGGGGACAAGUUAG